AUGGGCUCUCCGGCAUUAGCAUCCGCAGCAGGUGUGGCUAUGCGACGGCCGCCUGCCGGCCGGGCUCUUACCCACUCACAGCGUCAGCUCCGGGCUGUCUCGGCCGCCGCCGCAGCUGCAUCCCGGUCCGCAACACCAACUACUGUGGCGUCCUCCCCUCAUACGUCACAGCAUUUCUACAGCUCUCAAGCACUGCCAAAGACACUCGCCGCCUCUCAUCGCCGUCUGAAGUCCACGUCCACGUUUACUACGUCCACGGCACCCAACGCAGCCACCCUGAAUUCCCUUGCCGAAACAUCACAAACAUCAUCUUUCAUAAGCCCUCGCUACCUCCCCCUUCUACUCCUCUUCGUAAUAGGUGGCGUCGCUUGGGACUCCCAAUGGCUCUUCCCCUCCACGCCCACUUCCACCGACCCGGCCGAGCAGACCAUUCUCGGGUCCGCGCGCAAGUUCAUCCCAUUCGCCGUCGUUGCCCGCGAGCAGGUCUCCCCGACCUCCUUCAUCCUGACCCUCAAAGCACCCGCGAGCAGCCUACCCGGCGUCGCCUCUCUGUGGAACGUCUUUGACCUGUGGUGCGUGGAAGUCAAGCAGCCCCAGAUCCAGGUCGCGAGGGAAUACACGCCCCUCCCUCCGCCGCCCGGGGCCGCGAACGAGGACACGCUGAGGCUGUACGUCCGCGCGGUGCGAGGCGGCGAGGUCUCGACCCGGUUGUCCCCUCACGCUGCCGACGGAGGCGCGGGAGACACCGUCGAGCUCCGCGGCCCUCACGGGGAGUUCGACCUGCGCUCGCGCCUCGGCGGGCGAGGCGACCGCGUCGUGUUCCUCGCAGGCGGCACGGGCAUCGCCAGCGCGCUGCAGGCCGCGCACGCCGUACUCCCCCUCCCCGGCGCGCCGUCCAUGACAAUCUUCUGGGCCGUGCGAAGCCGCGACGAGAUCCAGCAGGGCGGCGGCGACGCGCCGCCGACUGGGACGGCGUCCUGGUGGAGCUGGAAUCCCCUUUCCAACCAUUCGGCGGGCGGCUCCGCCUCCGGCUCCAGCUCUGCCAUCCGGGCCGAGGCGCUGACCCUGGAAACCAUGGGCCCGUCGCCGGUGAGCAGGGAGCUCCUCGCGCUGAAGGAUAAGUUCGGCGACAGGCUAGAUAUUCGCGUCGUGGUAGACCGAGAGGGCACUGCCAGGGCUCGGCAAUCCCUCUGCCCCCCGUUGACGCACGCCGUCGAGGGCUGCAAGUUUCACUCGCAGACCGCGCACGUCGGCAUGGUGGACGGCGCUCCGAACGCCGGGAAGCGGGGCCAGUUCAAGCAUGACGACUGCGCGUGCGCCUCCGGCGCGGCCGCGCCGGGGAAGAACGUGUUCGUGGUCUCCGGGCCCGAGGGCUUCGUCCAGGCUUACGCGGGAGCUAAGCUGUGGCGGGAUGGUGGGCAGCUGCAGGGCCCUGUCGGCGGGAUGUUGGGCGCGUUGCAAAAGAAAAACCCCGGCCUCUUGCAGGACUGGAUCGUCCUCAAGCUGUAAGACGGUUGAUGUCGAAAUAUCUGUACAGUCUUAGAAAGUACCCUCAACCCAUGUACAACCCCAAGAGAGACAGAAGCAUGAUGUCUGAAGAGACUCAAAUUCGAUAGCGCCAUCUAGAUUUGGGCUGUUUGAUCGUCUAUCCAUAUGAUAAGAAAUAGUAGAAGGUACAAGCUUAAUUCUCUCUUCCUAGUGAAGAGGGGACUUCUCUCUACGAGCUAGACCAAACAAAGAAACAGCCUCUGGUAGGCUGUGGAAGGCCGCAGAAUACUCCUGCAGGCAACAACAGCGAUGAAAGAU
Molecule: messenger RNA, 1806 nt
Organism: Colletotrichum navitas
Lineage: Eukaryota; Fungi; Ascomycota; Sordariomycetes; Glomerellales; Glomerellaceae
Product: oxidoreductase FAD-binding domain-containing protein
Exons: 4
Coding region: 1-1509 (502 amino acids)
Biological process (GO): cytochrome c-heme linkage
Cellular component (GO): mitochondrion
Molecular function (GO): oxidoreductase activity; FAD binding
Source: RefSeq, a predicted model, not a curated record